CUCAACUACCUUCUGUGGCAGAGAAUUCCACAGAUUCACCACACUCUGAUUUUCUCAUCUCGGUCCUAAAAGACUUCCCCCUUAUCCUUAAACUGUGACCCCUUGUUCUGGACUUCCCCAACAUCGGGAAUAAUUUCCCUGCAUCUAGCCUGUCCAACCCCUUAAGAAUUUUUAAAGUUUCUAUAAGAUCCCCCCUCAAUCUUCUAAAUUCUAGCGAUUAGAAGCUGAGUCUAUCCAGUCUUUCUUCAUAUGAAAGUCCUGCCAUCCCAGGAAUCAGUCUGGUGAACUUUCUCUGUACUCCCUCUAUGGCAAGAAUGUCUUUCCACAAAUUAGGUGACCAAAACUGUACGCAAUUCUCCAGGUGUGGUCUCACCAAGACCCUGUACAACUACACUAGAAUCUCCCUGCUCUUAUACUCAAAUCCUUUUGCUAUGAAUGCCAACAUACCAUUCGCUUUCUUCACUGCCUGCUGCACCUGCAUCCCUAAUUUCAAUGACUAGUGUACAAUGACUCCCAGGUAUCGUUGCUGAAGGGUCGCGACUUGAAACGUCACCUAUCCCUUUUUCUGCAGAGAUGCUGCCUGAGCUGCUGAGUUAAUCCAGCGCUGUGUCUAUCGUGGGUAACCGUAGUAGGUAUCAAAGUACAACUUGUUCAACAGGCAGAUAUUAUAGAUUUUAUGGGAGAAAUUUAAGAGAGCAAUCUUGUUUCAGAGAUAAAUGAUUAUCAAAGAUGUCACAUGGUUAACCUCAAACCUUGACCCAACGCACACAUCUUAAUUCUUUCUUCAUUUAAUUUAGACUUUAGACGUUAGAGAUAUAGCACGAAAACAGGUCUGCUGUCGGCAAUAUUUAAAUGGACUUUGGCCCUAAGGCAUUUAAUCCACCCUAUUUCUACUAGUCUGAAGAACUAAUCUACUCAGUCUGAAGAAGGAUCUCGACCUGAAACGUCACCCCUUCCCACUCUCCGGAGAUGCUGCCCGUCCCGCUGAGUUACUCCAGCGUUUUGUGUCUAUCUUCGGUGUAAACCGGCAUCUGGAGUUCCUUCCCAGUUACUUCCACCAGAAAGUGUUGCUGUUUAAUACGGACGGUGUUUCCAGAACCUGUUGCAUUAUUAGUGCAAUGGGAUAAAUGAUCAGUAUUUUGGAACAAUCCUGCUCUACAACUUCAGGUUCACCCACAAGGUUGAAGCGCUCCAGGCUUUCGGAACCAAGGCGCAGUCAGCGCCACGUCUGCAACUAACAUGCGGGAUUAUGAUGAAAUUACUGCCUUCCUGGGAGAAUGGGGACCGGCUCAGAAACUCAUCUUCCUGCUCUUGACUGUCAGCUUUAUUCCCAACGGUUUCGCCCCGUUCACUAUCAUCUUCGUCGGGGAUACCCCAAAGCAUCGCUGCUCGAUUCCCGGGAAUCUCAACCUCAGCCAAGCCUGGAUGAACAGAACCAUUCCACAGGUGCCAGGAACCCAAGUCCAGUACAGCCAAUGCAGUCGCUACCGCUUGGAUGUGAUCAGGAACCUCUCGGAGGUGUUUCCAGACCCAGAUCUCCUCAACGUGUCCGGGAUCGAAGAGGAGCCGUGUUUGGAUGGAUGGGAUUACAGUCAGGACCAGUACACCUCCACCAUCGUCUCCGAGUGGGACUUAGUGUGUGAUGAUACAUGGAAAGAGCCAUUUACGACAUCACUUUACUUCUUCGGAGUAUUGAUAGGUUCUGCAAGUUCUGGGGUAAUAUCAGACAGGUUUGGGAGGAAGGUUGUUUUGUUUGUGACGAUGGCACUAGAGGUUUUAUUCAGUUUUAUUAUCACAUUGUCACCAAGCUGGGAAAUCUUCUGCCUAAUUUAUUUCUUCAGUGGCAUCGGUCAGGAUUCAAACUUCUUGACUGCCUUUGUGCUUGGAUCUGAACUUCUACAGAAAUCCAUUCGUGUUGCAUACUCUACACUUGGAAUUGGCUGUUUUUAUGCCAUGGGUUACAUGUUGCUGCCUUUUGUUGCCUAUUUCGUGAGAGGAUGGAGAAUGUUGAAAUUAACUCUGAGCCUGAUCAGUUUGCUGUACAUUCCUUUGUGGUGGUUUAUUCCUGAAUCUCCACGCUGGCUACUGUCCAAGGGAAGGGUAAAGGAAGCUGAAUCAAUAAUUCGAUUCAUGGCAAAGAAAAAUGGCAUUACUCCACCAGCAGUACUUUUCACUGACGAUGAGCUUGAACAUAUACAGAAUAAACAAGUAAAAUCUGUUCCAGUUACUCAAUUGAUAAAAUCUUGCAAUAUCCUAGUCAUCACAGUCAUUAGCGCACUCGUGUGGAUGAUUAUAGUAAUUGGAUACUAUGGUCUGUCUCUGAAUGUACCCAAUCUCCAUGGCAACGACUAUCUGAAUUGUUUCCUAUUUGGUGCCAUUGAGAUUCCGGCCAAUUUCGCAUCCUGGUUUCUCCUCUGGAAAUUUCCACGCAGGCUCAGCCAUUCGGGCAUUCUUAUUCUAAGUGGAGGUGUUCUGCUCUUCAUGAACCUCAUACCAUCUAAUCAUUCAACACUUUCUACAGUGCUGGUGUUAAUUGGAAAACUGGGAAGCACAUGUGCUGCAAUCAUGCUUUAUGUCUACACCUCCGAACUAUAUCCAACCCCCAUUAGAAACACAGGUUUUGGAGUGAGUUCAAUGACUUCCGGAAUUGGCAGUAUUAUUUCUCCUUACAUUGUUUUACUUGGUAGUUAUCAAGAGAUCCUGCCGUUUAUUGUGAUGGGGGUGUUGAUGGUGUUCUCAGGAAUUGUGGUCUUGUUUCUGCCAGAAACGUUCAAUAUUCCUCUUCCAGAUACAAUUGACCAAAUGCAAAAAAUUAAAUGGUGCAAAUGUUCUCACUCUGAUUCAACUCAAACCAGAGAAAACAAUGUGGUGAUUUUAAAAGAGGAAAUGCUUUGAGCACAGAUCUUCACCAGCAGCCAAGCGACUGAGGAAUUCAUUGCCGUUUGGGUCAGGCUCCAACUCUUCAGGAGUGGCAACUUCUUCUGUUGAUACAGAAUGAAACUGAGACAGAUUUGAUGUACUAAUAGCUGCUGGUGUACAUAUAGCUGCUAUAUUUGUCUAGGAUAAUUAUAAGCAGUUGAAUAAGGAGUGUAAAUUAAUAAGCUUUGGCUUCUUCCUGCACCUUUUCGGACACAUACAAUUUCAUUUAUUUAUAGAUAUUGUUUAUGACACUUUAUAAAUAUUCUUGUUUUGUUUUUGUAUGCUGUU
Messenger RNA from Leucoraja erinaceus (little skate), 3207 nucleotides. RefSeq names its product solute carrier family 22 member 4-like. Gene Ontology annotation, biological process: transmembrane transport. NCBI's taxonomy places the organism in Eukaryota, Metazoa, Chordata, Chondrichthyes, Rajiformes, Rajidae. The transcript is spliced from 10 exons. The record is from RefSeq and is a predicted model, not a curated record. Bases 1240 to 2895 code for a protein of 551 amino acids. Gene Ontology annotation, molecular function: transmembrane transporter activity. Gene Ontology annotation, cellular component: membrane.